Colletotrichum acutatum is the source of this 3135-nucleotide messenger RNA. Its product is annotated as SNF2 family domain-containing protein. Lineage: Eukaryota; Fungi; Ascomycota; Sordariomycetes; Glomerellales; Glomerellaceae. Gene Ontology annotation, cellular component: nucleus. The record is from RefSeq and is a predicted model, not a curated record. The transcript is spliced from 3 exons. Bases 1 to 3135 code for a protein of 1044 amino acids. Gene Ontology annotation, molecular function: DNA binding; ATP-dependent chromatin remodeler activity; metal ion binding. Gene Ontology annotation, biological process: nucleotide-excision repair.
AUGACUGGCCGCCGUGGUCGCCCGUCUCUCGCUCAGAAAGAGAGUAUGGCCUCCACUCGAGGCAACUCUCCUGACCCUCUGUCUGUUGCUGGUACCGGCCGUCUCACUAGAUCUGCAUCGAGCCGUAACCUUGCAGCUGCGGCUCAACCUGUCACUUCAGCCCCUCCGACUGCCAAGAGAGGUCGAGGUCGACCCAGCAGAGCCUCCCUGGCCAACGACUCGGCUUCCUCAACUGCAUCUGCGUCUGCUGCUGCAUCUGCCGACCUCACUUCUGCUAGUGAAGCCUCCACUCCUGCUACCAGCAAUGUCGCUACACCGGCCCCCUCUGUCUCUGGGUCCGGCUAUGUCCCUCUUGUACUGCCUGCCGCUUUGAGAAACCCCAGGCUUAAAGGACCUCAGUCUGCAUCCAAAUUCGAGGUUCAGCUUCCCACUUCUGCUGGACUCAACGAGCGUGCUCUGCGCCACAGCCAGUAUUCUAUGCAGCCAGCCAAACGCAAGGUUGGCGGUGGUUACUACGACGACGACGAUGAAGAGGAUGAGGAGCCUUCUGACAAUGAUCGGGAUGCCGUGGUUGCUCGCCGCCUCCAGAAGGAAGAGAACAAGAAAUCCACUGCCUCUACCGGCCUGUCCGAUGCCGCCCUUGCUCGACGUCUCCAGGAAGAGGAGUACGAGAUGGAUGAGUCUGAUGUCCCCCUUGCUACCGGUCGCGGCCGUCGUGCGACUGCUGCUAAGGCCACAGUCAAGGACAGCGACGCCGACUCUGAGGAUGUUCCGCUUCUUUCUCGAUCCAAGCCUGUUGGUCGGGGCCGAGGUAGACCCCCCAAGAAGCAAAAGGUUGUGGUCCCUGAGUCGGACAACGAGGAUGAACCUGCAGAUUCGACGGACGACGAGCUUAGCGAUCUCUCGGACAACUUUUCUGAACUGGAGGACGAUGAUAGCAACAAGAUCCCCAAGAAGGCAAAGGCAAAGGGCAAGGCUAAGCAGCCAGUCAGACGGACUAGAGCUUCCGCUUCGACAUUGCCUCCAGCCUCUGUGGGCCUCCCUGAAGACGAAGACGAUGCUUUGUCGAGCCUCGAUAGCGGCGACUUUGACAGCUCGGAAUCUGACGAGGCCGAUAGUGAUGGUGGUCUUCAGAGCGCCGUGGCGGCACAGUCCCGUGGUCGUCGCGCCUAUCAGCGUGGCUCUAAGCGUCGCGGCAUGCUUGAACGCGCCAGGUUGGAGAACAACCAUCCUGAGCUUCUCACCAUGUGGCAGACCUUGGAGGCGUCUCCGGCCCUCAGGCCCGACAAGAUUGCUCAGCCGCAGCAGAUCUCGCGUCAGCUCAAGCCCUUCCAGCUCGAGGGCGUCUCUUGGAUGAUUGAGAUGGAAAAGACCGACUACAAAGGCGGACUUUUGGGUGACGAGAUGGGUCUCGGCAAGACCAUCCAGGCGGUAUCCCUGAUCAUGUCCGACUACCCCCAGAAGAAGCCCUCCCUCGUCUUGGUUCCUCCCGUUGCUCUGAUGCAGUGGAAGAGCGAGAUUGAGUCGUACACGGACGGCACCCUCAAGGUCUUUGUCUACCACGGUACUAUGAAGAACGCCAAGAACAUGACCCUGAAGGAGCUCAAGAAGUACAAUGUCAUCAUGAUGUCGUACAACAGUCUGGAGUCCAUGUACCGAAAGCAGGAGAAAGGCUUUACCCGCGCAGACGGCGUACACAAGGAGAAGAGCUUGAUCCACCAGGUCGACUUCCACCGCAUCAUCCUCGACGAGGCCCACAGCAUCAAGACCCGUACUACCAUGACGGCGAAGGCUUGCUUUGCUCUGAAGACCUCGUACCGCUGGUGCCUUACCGGAACUCCGCUGCAGAACCGCAUUGGCGAGUUCUUCUCCCUGAUCCGCUUCCUUCAAGUCGCGCCUUUUGCGUCGUACUUGUGCAAGCAGUGCCCCUGUGCCGGCUUGGAUUGGAACCUCGACGACGAUCACCGUUGCCACUCGUGCGGACACGCCGGCAUGCAGCACGUGUCUGUAUUCAACCAGGAGCUCCUUAACCCCAUUCAGAAGUUUGGCAACUUUGGACCGGGCCGCGAAGCCUUCCAGAAGCUCCGUCUGAUGACCGAUCGCAUCAUGCUUCGUCGCCUGAAGAAGGACCACACCAACUCCAUGGAACUCCCCGUCAAGGAGAUCUAUGUUGACCGCCAGUUCUUUGGUGAAGCGGAGAAUGAUUUUGCCAACAGCAUCAUGACCAACGGCCAGCGCAAGUUCGAGACGUACGUCGCUCAGGGUGUCUUGCUCAACAACUACGCCAACAUCUUUGGUCUCAUCAUGCAGAUGCGCCAGGUGGCAGAUCAUCCCGAUCUGAUCCUUCGCAAGCAUGGAGAGGGCGGCCAGAACACACUCAUGUGUGGCGUCUGCGAUGAGCCGGCCGAGGAUGCCAUCAGGAGUCGCUGCAAGCACGAUUUUUGCCGCGCCUGUGCUAGAAGCUACCUGUUGUCUUCCGCUGAGCCUGACUGCCCCCGCUGCCACAUUGCCCUGGCCAUCGACUUGGAGCAGCCCGAGAUUGAGCAGAAUGAGGCCGAUGUCAAGAAGUCUUCGAUUAUCAAUCGAAUCAAGAUGGAAGAAUGGACUUCUUCCUCCAAGAUUGAGCUUCUCGUCCACGAGCUUCACAAGCUUCGAUCCGACAAUGCUUCUCACAAGUCCAUUAUCUUUUCGCAGUUCUCUUCCAUGUUGCAGCUCAUCGAGUGGCGUCUUCGUCGCGCCGGUAUCACCACCGUCAUGCUCGACGGUAGCAUGAGCCCCGCGCAGCGCCAGGCGUCCAUCGACCACUUCAUGACCAAGACGGAGUGCGAGUGCUUUCUCGUCUCUCUCAAGGCCGGUGGUGUCGCGCUCAACCUCACCGAGGCGUCUCGCGUCUUCAUCGUUGACCCUUGGUGGAACCCUGCCGCCGAGUGGCAGUCCGCCGAUCGUUGCCACCGUAUUGGUCAAACCCGUCCCUGCACCAUCACCCGUCUCUGCAUCGAGGACUCGGUCGAGAGCCGCAUGGUGCUGAUCCAGGAAAAGAAGACCAACAUGAUCAACUCCACCGUCAACGCCGACGACAAGGCCAUGGAGUCUCUGAGCCCCGAGGACAUGCAGUUCCUGUUCCGUGGUUCUUAG